AUGCAGAUCCAGGAUCACGAAGUUGCCAUCGUUGCCGAGGAACCACAGGACAAUGUUUUUAGCGACGACGAGGUAGCGAACGGCUUGACGGAUGUUACCGUACUAGUACGAGCUCUCCAUGGAGUCAUUGUUAAAGCAGAUGUGGUCGAACUUGGUAGAUUUAUCCGAUUUUUCCUCGUGGACGACUCUUCCUUUCGAUGCAAGAAGAAGUUGCAGCUUGUUAAGCAGUACUUCGAUGUAAAUGGACUAAUACUGGUAUAUGAUAUCACUAGUACGGAUACAUUUGAAGAGCUUGACGACGUCCUGCGCGUCCUGCAAAAAAUGGUGGCACCUGAUGUCGAUAUCUGCUUAGUAGGGACCAAAGCUGAUCUUGCAGUUUCUCGAAUGAUCUCAUACGAUGACGCCGAAAAGAAAUCCCAAGAACACGGCUAUUCCUUAUUCGAGACCAGUGCUGCGACAGGAAUCAACUGUGAAGAAGCAUUGAUGGAAACACUGGACAAAAUGGCUGAACGACGAUCAGAGGUUCGGGAGUACUUGUCAGAAAACACACAGGACAAAGACGCACCUUAUCUAGACGUUGACAAACUUCUGCCUAUUGGGCGUUGA
Molecule: messenger RNA, 606 nt
Organism: Cooperia oncophora
Lineage: Eukaryota; Metazoa; Nematoda; Chromadorea; Rhabditida; Trichostrongylidae
Source: the annotation of a GenBank genome assembly